Molecule: messenger RNA, 2722 nt
Organism: Corythoichthys intestinalis (scribbled pipefish)
Lineage: Eukaryota; Metazoa; Chordata; Actinopteri; Syngnathiformes; Syngnathidae
Product: gastrula zinc finger protein XlCGF57.1-like
Exons: 4
Coding region: 483-2378 (631 amino acids)
Biological process (GO): regulation of transcription by RNA polymerase II
Cellular component (GO): nucleus
Molecular function (GO): RNA polymerase II cis-regulatory region sequence-specific DNA binding; DNA-binding transcription factor activity, RNA polymerase II-specific
Source: RefSeq, a predicted model, not a curated record
GUUCACUUGACGCAACGUCUGCUUGCAUAGUAUGCACACGCAAGACUUACUGAAUUUUCGUAUACUUUUCUUCUAACCAAACGCGCCCCUUCAACGAAUUCUCAUCGGAUAAGUGCCAAGUAAGCGUUUAAUGGACUAAAACGUCCCAAUUUCAAGCUGAGUGGAAGUCAUUUGGAUUUGUGUUAACGCUUCCCAGGCGUACUUAACUUAGUUUUAUUUAGCUUAGCUCGCUAGCCAAGACACGGUGUUCUCCAAAAAUGUGCUACGCACGCGAAACGUCCAACAAGAGGCAAACUUGACACUCAAGUACUGCCUUGCAGCUUGUUUUUUCAGCUUGUAUUGUUUGAGAAAACGAAAAAUCAAUUGAUCAAGCGAUCGGUUACUCUGGGACGUGUAUGUCAUUGUUGGGAUACGCCGCCAUGUUGAAAAUAACACGUACUUCCGUUCCGGGGCUAGUUUCUUCGUUGUAGUCAAAAGAAAACAUGGGUGCGUAUUGUUGUGUCACUGGGUGCCACAGCGUCUCCCACAACACAAAAGGGGUGAAGAAAACUGCACUCACUUUUCACCGCUUUCCUGCAUGGAGGACCAAUGGAGGUGACGUAAUAUCAGAGAUCACAAAGGCACGACGGAUGGCUUGGGUCGCGGCGGUUCGUCGGAGAAACAUAACAUUUGACCACAUUUCUGCUGGAAUGAGAGUGUGUUCCCGUCAUUUCCACUCUGGUAAACCUGCAUAUGAAAUGCUGACAACCCAUCCGGAUUGGGCACCAUCUCGCUUCUUGGGUCAUUCUGAGGUCAAGCGCACCACAUCGGAGUGUGACGAAAGAACAUCUUCAUCCUUGGACGCACGAUACCACCAGGUCAAACAGGAGUCGGAGAUGCCGGACAUCAAACAAGAGGCGGAAGAAGAAGAACCGGAAGACGAAAGCACCACAUUUCCAAUGACUGUCAUCGUAAAGAUGGAAGAAGAUGAAGGUCCAAGCGAAGAGGGCGAAACGGCGAAACCCUCAAGCCACAGCUCGUUUCAACACCUGACAACAAAAGAUGUCACUGUAGAAGACCUUCACCCUGAGAAGCAUCCCAGCCAUGUCAAAGAGGAUUUGGAGUCGGAGACUCUCAGCAUUAAAGAAGAAGAACAGGAAGAUGAAAUAACGAUGCCUCCAAUGACUGUCAUUGUCAAAAGUGAAGAAGAUGAAGGUCCAAGCGAAGAGAGCGACUCAGCGGAACUUUCGAGCCACAGCUCGUUUCAACACCUGACAACAAAAGGUGUGGGCCGUUCGCAACCGGACGGCCUCUUAACUCAGCCAUCGGACAGCGAUGACAUAACAUCACACUCUUCUGACUACAACACUGAUGAGGAUGUUGACUCUGACCAAAAGUCUUCGAAAUCCUUAACCAAGUCAUCAUUGAAAAGAGAGACAAAAGAACGCAUGGGUGGGAAACGUUUUGCCUGCUCACUUUGCAAAAAAAAGUUUACUUGGAAGCAUCAAUUAAAAAUGCACACAAGAACACACACUGGCGAAACACCUUUUUCCUGCUCACUUUGCGAGAAAAAGUUUUGUCGGAAGCAUCAUUUGACAAGACACACACGUACACACACUGGAGAAAAGCCUUUUCCCUGCAAACAUUGUGGUAAAAUAUUCGCCCACAAGGGAAAUUUAAAAGCACACAAAAGAAUACAUACUGGAGAGAAGAGUUUCGCCUGCUCAAUUUGUGAUAGAAAAUUUUCUGAGAAGAUGUAUUUAACAACGCACAUGAGGACGCACACUGGAGAAAAGCCUUUCCCUUGCUCAGUUUGUGGUAAAAGCUUCCGUCAGAAGACAAGUUUAAACAGACACGCUAGAGCACACACUGGAGAGAAGCCUUUCGCCUGCUCACUUUGCGAUAAAAGAUUUUGUCGGAAGUAUCACUUGACAAGACACACACGUACACACACUGGAGAAAAGCCUUGUCCCUGCAGAUAUUGUGGACAAAUAUUCAUGAACAAGGGAAGUUUAAACACACACAAAAGAAUACACACCGGAGAGAAGUGUUUUGCUUGCUCAAUUUGUGAUAAAAGAUUUGAUCUGAAGAUAUAUUUAACAACGCACAUGAGGACACACACUGGGGAAAAGCCUUACCCCUGCUCAGUUUGUGGUAAAAGCUUCAGUCAGAAGGCCGCUCUAAACAGUCACACAAGAACACACACUGGAGAUAAGCCUUUCACCUGCUCAGUUUGUGGUAAAAGCUUCAGUCAGAAGGCAGCUUUAAACAGUCACACAAGAACACAUUCUGGAGAGAAACCCUUUCCCUGCUCAGUUUGUGGUAAAAGCUUUCGAUAUAAGGCAGGUUUUAAUAAACACGCAAGAGCUCACACUGGAGAGAAGCCUUUUGCAUGCUAGGUUUGUGAGAAAAGAUUGUCAGAACUUAACACACAUGAGUAAGCUGGGGGGAAACCUUUUACCUGCUCCGUAUGCGAGAAAAGAUUUACAGUCCCUUGUUUUUUGCGGUUAAUGAGGACCAGAACUCGCCACGUUAAUUGAAAAACCGCCACGCCCUCCCAAAAAAAUAAAAAAUUGUCAGUACACAACUUAUUCCAGUGAAAUUGUUGUCCUGGUCACAUUUUUGGUUUUUUUGAAAGUGCAUCUUUUUCCUUUCUGUGUGAUUUUGUGUUUGAGACUUUUUGUUCAAAAUAAAUUGAGACCACCUCUGCAACUGGUUCCUUGGCCUUUCUUGACCGUCCCAU